AUGAAACUCACUUUUUUAUUGCAAAUAUUCAUUCUCGGAUUUUUUUCGGAGGUCGUUUUAACUUCUCCAUUGAUUGCCAGACAGAUUGAUCCUAAUCAAUGUCCUACAGGAGUAGGCUCAACAUGUUCACUUAGCAUCCAACUCAAUCCUGCCUCUUAUACAUGUGCUACUAUACCUAACGUUACUUGUACUCCAAAUCCUUUGACCUAUAAUGUUACUUGCUCAGUUGGAACUAAUAUUGAUAUUAAGUGUUUUGGAAACGUGGAGAAGUAUAUUUUUUCUUGUCCAGUUCCUAGUCAAAAUGAAUGUGGAUUUACCUGCACAACCUGUAUUUAUGAUCAAAAAAUUAUUGACUGUGGUGGCUGUAAUACUACAUAG
Cetraspora pellucida is the source of this 378-nucleotide messenger RNA. The record is from the annotation of a GenBank genome assembly. Lineage: Eukaryota; Fungi; Glomeromycota; Glomeromycetes; Diversisporales; Gigasporaceae.